GCGCGCGCGGCAGUCUUUCAGCUAAUGCACUUUGCAGUGGCCAGACGGAACCUGCGUGUCUUGACAUGUGUGAACUUGGGCAGCCGAGCUGGCGGCAUCUCUGUGCUUAUGCGGCAGGGAUCCGUAGGCUGCCGUCCUGAAGAUCCAUUACUGGUAGUUUCGUUAGUGCUGGCCUUCUUCUGGGGAGUCGUGUAUCCCUCCGUCAUCAUGCGGGGACUCCGCCGCGAUAUUCCCCGCCUUUCUGAUCCGCACGUCUUAAAGCGCUGGUCCACGAUAAUCAACGGUUAUUCGCGGACAGUUUGGUGGUGGGAAGGUGCAGUAUUUGUCCGGAAGUUUGCCUUCCUGGUCCUGGAGGUGCUCCCAGUGGGCUCCGAGGCUCGCACCCUCCUCUUCGUGGUCACCUGCAUUUUGUCGCUCUAUGCGCACGAGGUAUACUUGCCUUUCGAUAGCCGCCAAAAUGGAGUGCUCAACCGCAUUGAAAGGUUUCAGCUUUGGUGCGCGCUGCUGCCGUCCUUGGGUGGCUUGAUUCUCAUGCAGGCUACAGGAAUGACUGAGUCCAGGUUGCCCUCGUAUUGGACAGCAGUGGUGGCUGCGUGCUUCGCUUGCCAUCUCGUUUUUCUAUUCGCCUGGUGCUAUGCCUUCUUUCAAAACGCUGCGCUACGUGCAGCCUCGCGGUUGGGUCAACAGUCUUGGCCGCGCCGACGAGGUCUGUUUCGUGACACUGUGAAGAUUGCCGGCGACUGGGCCGCCGCCCGUUCACAUGCAGCACCAUAUGCUGCUUUCCACGCCAUGCACGGCUUCGUUACAGUCAGCGGCAGUGGUGCCGAUGAGGCAUUGGUACCCUAUCUUCCGCGAGGUCAUGACCUGCUCAACACCAUGCCAGACUGGACAACUUACCGGUUGAGGCUGUCAUCGAUGCCACUCUUCACGCACAAGGUCAUAACACCUUCUUCCUCAGCGAGGCUGGCGCUUCACCAGAAUCUGAUGUACACCGUGGAGCACAUACUCAGUGGCCCGGGGUCGAAGUCUGUCUUCAGCGCCAGCCUCGCGGAGUUCGCUUUGCGUGCAGCCUUCCUGCUCUUCGGAGAGGAUGCCCGAAAAGUGCACAAGAACAGGCAAGCGCCGCAGGACGUGACAAGGCAAGCCUUGGACCGAGCGACCGUUGCUCGUGAUCCGAUCCUAAUGCGAGAUGCAAAUGACGCGGGUGAUCAAAGCGACGACGACGACGAUGACCCCGCGGGAGCCAAGGAGGCCCGGUCGAAGGCGGCGAGCGCGGAACUUGCCAAGGAAUUGUGUCGCUGCAUGGAUGUCCUGUCGUCUUGGCCAGCCUUUGCCUCCGUCCAGCGAUUGGCAGCUCGUGUGAAAGCCGAAGGCCGAAGCGUUACAAAGACUGAUUUGGAAAGCCUUCAUGCGGCUGGUGACCACAAGAUGCAGGAGACACAGCAAGAGUCCAACGCCGCAAGCGCUGCUUACCUCACAUCCGACAGCGAAGAUGAAGAAGACGGACAGGAGCAUAGCGCCUCAGAUCUCCGGAAAGAUUGCGGAUCAAAGGUGUCGGCCAUGUUCUCGGAUUGGCCCUAUCUUCGUGGACUCUCUUUGGGAGACCUACAGAGGGGCCUUGCGUUAGUGCGACAAGUUCCGCGUCAACAACUUGUGGUUUGGCUGGAUGUCUUCGAAGAGCAUCGGGUACCGGAGCUGCUCCGGGCAGACCAUGUUCUUCGGCGUUUUGCUGUCCUCCGCGAGGCGAGCGCGGAAACGCAUCUCGUAGCGUAUGAUCGGUCUGUUGGUUUCGGGCCACAGCCCACGUGGACUGCCAUGGUACAGCAGGAACAGACAAAGCUCCAUGUGGCGUUGAAAUGGGCCCGGCUCCUCUUUUGGUAUGCGAGUGGCCAGUUCGUCGUGUUCAAGGUGGCGCACCUGAAAUGCAUAAGGGAGAAGCGGCGAGGAAUGGUGAAGAUCGACAUCGCAGAGGCUCCAGUUGCUGCAGACCGCGCGCCUGGUCUAGACGCAAUUCGCACCUUUAACGUCAACGUUUCAGCUCUUGUCGUGUCCGAUCAGGCACGCGCAAUAUAUAGGGUCUUGCCACAAGAAGCCCAAGGUGGCAGCAAGAUCACUUCGGUCCAC
Messenger RNA from Symbiodinium necroappetens, 2124 nucleotides. Lineage: Eukaryota; Dinophyceae; Suessiales; Symbiodiniaceae. The record is from the annotation of a GenBank genome assembly.